UUAUCAGUCGACUCACCAGUCACCAUUUCUUCCCCCUCAUCAAUGGCUUCUACAAACGUCUCUUCUAUCCAACUCCUCUCUUUCAUUCGCUUAUUCUCUUCUAUUCCCCAAAAUACCCCUACUCUUUUCUUCAAUUCCCACCCUAAGCCCUCUCUCAACCUCCGCGCUAUUUCUCCCAAGCCCUACCACUCAUCCAAGAGGUCUCGUCCAUGGCUGCCGGUGGUCCUCGCCGUUAAGAACCUCAGCGACACGGACCCGAUCACGGUGUCUCCGGAGAACGGAGAAAUUGCCGGAGAUUUGCCAUCUUCCGCCGGAGUUUACGCCGUUUACGGCAAGGGCGGUGAGCUUCAGUUCAUCGGUUUGUCACGGAACAUUGCGGCGAGCGUUUCUAGUCAUUGGAAAUCGGUGCCGGAGCUAUGUGGCUCCGUCAAGUUUGGGGUUGUGGAUGACCCUGAUAGAUCAACUUUAACUGAAGCAUGGAAGUCUUGGAUGGAAGAACACAUAAAAGUCAGUGGAAAAGUUCCACCUGGUAACGAGUCAGGAAACGCCACUUGGGUCAGGCAGCAACCAAAGAAGAAGGCUGAUCUUCGAUUAACACCUGGUCGCCACAUGCAAUUAACUGUCCCACUCGAGGAGCUCAUUGACAAGCUAGUAAAAGAGAACAAGGUAGUUGCUUUCAUUAAAGGAUCUAGAAGCGCACCAAUGUGCGGAUUCUCACAGAGGGUGAUAGGCAUUCUCGAGAAUGUAGGAGUAGAUUAUGAGAGUGUAGAUGUGCUGGAUGAAAACUAUAACUAUGGAUUGAGGGAGACACUGAAGCAGUACAGCAAUUGGCCAACAUUUCCUCAGAUCUUUGUGAAUGGUGAACUAGUUGGAGGGUGUGAUAUAUUGACCUCUAUGUAUGAGAAAGGUGAACUUGCUACUUUGUUCAAAAAAUAAAUGUGCAAACUACUCUGCAUUAUUUAGAUAUUCUUUUGAAAUGAGGGAAUUGGGAGUGGGGAUUGGAACAUCAAUACAGAUCAUGUAACGUUUUGUUGUAUAACUCCUUUAGAUAAAAGGAAGAAAAAAGAGAGAGAGAGAGAGAGAGAAUUAGUUAUGUAUAUUUGAUUUUGAUCAUUGUAGUAAGUAGAAAGUGUUUGCUUUCUGAA
Molecule: messenger RNA, 1145 nt
Organism: Arachis stenosperma
Lineage: Eukaryota; Viridiplantae; Streptophyta; Magnoliopsida; Fabales; Fabaceae
Product: bifunctional monothiol glutaredoxin-S16, chloroplastic
Exons: 2
Coding region: 43-936 (297 amino acids)
Source: RefSeq, a predicted model, not a curated record